Messenger RNA from Exophiala dermatitidis NIH/UT8656, 1149 nucleotides. Its product is annotated as cysteine synthase. Gene Ontology annotation, cellular component: cytoplasm. The record is from RefSeq and is a predicted model, not a curated record. Gene Ontology annotation, molecular function: cysteine synthase activity. Lineage: Eukaryota; Fungi; Ascomycota; Eurotiomycetes; Chaetothyriales; Herpotrichiellaceae. The transcript has 2 exons. Bases 1 to 1149 code for a protein of 382 amino acids.
AUGGCGAAUGUCCUCAAGACCUCUGUGCGGCGGUUCGCAACCACAGCCGUGCGAGCCGCAGCGACCGAAUCCAUAAAUUCCUACGGCGUCCGCGUGUCACAAGCUCAAGGGUUUGUCGAUGGCUUGACUGGAGCCAUCGGCAACACGCCAUUAAUCCGAUUGAAAAAGCUAUCCGCUCAAACAGGAUGCAACAUCCUCGGGAAAUCCGAGUUCCAGAACCCCGGUGGAAGCGUCAAAGACCGAGCAGCACUAUACGUAGUAAAAGACGCUGAAGAGCGAGGCCUGCUCAAACCCGGCGGGACCGUGGUCGAAGGCACAGCAGGCAACACGGGGAUCGGAUUAGCACACGUGUGUCGGUCCAAGGGCUACAACCUGGUGAUAUACAUGCCGAACACACAAUCCCAAGGCAAGAUCGACCUGUUGCGCCUGUUGGGGGCCGAAGUAUACCCUGUUCCCGCGGUGGCGUGGGAAAACCCAGAGAACUACAACUGGCAGGCGAAACGACAUGCAGAGCGCUUACAAAAGGAGGACCCGGAGCACGGCGCCGUGUGGACGAACCAGUUCGACAACACGGCCAACCGACGCGCACACAUUGAGACGACCGGACCGGAAAUCUGGGCGCAGACGGGCGGCAAGAUCGACGCUUUUACCUGUGCUACAGGCACCGGCGGCACGUUGGCGGGAACGACGCGGUUUUUGAAGGACGUCAGCAACGGCUCCGUCAAGUGUUUCUUGGCUGAUCCGCCGGGUUCGGUGCUGUACUCGUACAUCACCUCGGGCGGCCAGCUCAAGGAGCGCACGGGAAGCAGUAUUACAGAGGGAAUCGGCCAAGGUCGUGUCACGGACAAUUUGAAGCAGGAUGUUGAAUUGCUCGACGGCGCCCUGCAGAUCGCAGAUGAGAAGAGUAUUGAAAUGGUCUAUCGUUGUCUCGACGAGGAGGGAUUGUAUCUCGGUGCCAGCAGUGCGCUGAACGUCGUGGCUGCAAAGGAAGUCGCGGAGAAAUUGGGCCCCAACCAUACGAUCGUCACUAUUCUCUGUGAUGGCGCCUACCGGUAUGCCGACCGUCUGUUCAGCGAUAAGUGGUUGAGGAGUAAGAAUCUCAGAGGCGCGAUUCCCAAGCAUCUGGAGAAAUAUAUUGUUUUGCCAUAA